AUGGUACACGCGUGGAUCGCCGCGUUCGUGCUUCUCUUCGGGGUACAACCGAUAUCCACCCACAGAAUUAUCUUCAGCAAAACAACACCACCGCCGAAUCGACAUUCGGCAGAAGCACUAGAACCGUACACGGUGGAAUAUUAUAACCGGAUCGGCCUCGACGAAACUACGCCGGGUUAUUUCUCUCCCUUGAAAGAGUGCUGGCGCGAAGUGGACAGGAAUGCAGUUUUGAAUUUCACACGUUUAGGUUUGAAGAAGAUCGAUCCGAUGUUCGUCGAUAGUUCGAUCACAAAGGAAUUGUAUCUGAACGAGAACGAGAUCACCGAGAUCUCCGACAUGGCGUUUCAAGGUUUGCCAAAGCUGAAAGUGUUAAGUCUGUCCGGUAACUAUAUCGCCUCCGACAAGUUGUUACAGUUCAAGAGGCACGACACGUUGGAGAGGCUGUUGUUGGACAAUAACAAUUACACGGUGGACGAGGUAACGGUGGACGAGAUGUUGGAAAAGAUGCCGAGGUUACGCGAAUUGUCGUUGAAAAGAGACGGGAUCGCGUCGUUCUCCGUGAACCUCGAGAAAUUCGCGCCUUUUUUGUCCAAGCUCUAUCUUUCCGGGAACCGUAUAGAAACGUUGGCUUUCCUCGACAACAUACCCGAAACUUUGACCCACCUUCACCUCGACGAUAACAAAAUCAAGGGUGUAAAUGGGGAGAAGUUGAGGAACGUGCAGGAGUUGCUUGUAAACGGGAAUCAGAUCAAGAAAGUGUCCACCAAGCAUGGUAACAACUGCGACGAGGAAUGUAUAACGUUGAGCGGGAUGAACAAGUUAACGAAACUGAACGUGUCCUGGAACAUGAUCAAGGAUGUCGCAGAGAACGCGUUCGCGGAUACGAAGGAGUUAGUUGAGCUGGAUUUGUCGGGAAAUCCAAACAUCAGUCUGCCGCGUGACGUGUUCGAAGUACUAACCAAGCUGGAGAUACUGCGGAUCAGCGGGAAUCAGCUGACUUUUAUACCGAGUAUGUGUUCGUUGAAUCGGCUGAAACAUCUGGACUUGAGUAACAACAGUAUCAAGAUUGUGGAACCUGACAACUUUUGCAAUUACCAGACUCUGCAGGAGUUACGUUUGCAGGAAAACAUGAUUUUCAACGUAGACAGCAACAGCAGUUUCUUGAGAAGAUUACAGGGGUUACGAUGGCUAGACCUGUCCAAGAAUGACAUCGACUACCUCCCCAUCAAUUUGAUUCACAAGCAUCCAUAUCUACAAGUGUUGCUGUUGAAGAAUAACAACAUCGAUAACAUCAACGAGCUGUUCAACGUGAGAUCGAGCUAUCUCAAGGAGCUGUACCUCGAAGGGAAUCCCUUGCUGACCUUCACUAUCAGGGCUAACAACCUGAACGUACACGUCGCAGAGAAUAGAUCGUGCACAAUUAACACAGAAACCAUGACCACGAUCGAAAGUAGCGAGGAGAAUGAUGGGAGACGUUAG
Habropoda laboriosa is the source of this 1479-nucleotide messenger RNA. Its product is annotated as insulin-like growth factor-binding protein complex acid labile subunit. The transcript has a single exon. Gene Ontology annotation, cellular component: extracellular matrix. Gene Ontology annotation, molecular function: protein binding. Lineage: Eukaryota; Metazoa; Arthropoda; Insecta; Hymenoptera; Apidae. The coding region runs from base 1 to 1479 and encodes 492 amino acids. The record is from RefSeq and is a predicted model, not a curated record.